UCAAUCAGCUAAUUUUGUUUGCUUGUUUAAGCGUCCAAUGGAGAUGGUUUAAACUUGAGCAAGAAAAAUUGUAAAUAGCUGAUGCAAAAUAAAAAUUAAUACAAUUUUCUAAUUAAAGGAAUUCUUAGAAAAAGCAAACACUCCAGUAUUUUAAAAUAUUUAUAGAUAUGUAAGCUUCUAAUUGAAACCUCAUGAUCGUUAAUAUGGGAAAAUAACUAUUUUUUUAUUGAAGUAGAAAAAAAUUUCCCUAAGUGUAAGAUAAUUAUAAUUAAAUAUGUUUGUUUUUUUUUGAUAAUUUAAAGAAAAGGAUAGUUUUAUAAGCCCCCAUAUUUGUUUAUAUGUAUGUAUGAUUUGAAAUAUAUAUAUAGAAACUGAUAAAAAAAAUCAAGUAAAUACAACAAAUAACAUUAUAACAAAUUGAUAAAGAUAAGCUACCAAUAGCUACUACCUACAAAUAAUAAUGUUUUUGCCAAAGUUGACCAAAAUAAAAUUUGAGCAAAAUAUUUAGUAAUUCGGCAGUUGGCAUUUGUUAAAGACUUUGUACAAAAGAAUAACGGUUAAAACAGUUUUAACGGUUAUCUAUAUAUAAAAAAGAGAGAAAAUUAAAAAAAAACAAAGAAUUUGAAAAAGAGAGAGAGAGAGUGAAAAAAGAAAAUAAUUAAUAAAAAAUAAACAAAUAUAAAGAAAAAAUAAAGUUUAAUUUUAAUGUUUUUUAAAACAUAAAAUAAAACAUGUUUGUAAUAUUUAAAAUAAAAACUUUUACAAAACUUUUAUUAUGGUGGUGGUGUCUAAGUUGUAAGGGCAUAAACUCCAGUGCGAUAAGCCCACAAUUUAAUGAUAAUAACAAUAAUUUUUAUAAAGAUAACUUUAAUCUUCAUAAUAAUGCGAAAUUAGCGACACAAAGCGAUUUGGAAGAGACUAUAAUAACAGCUGAUGAUAUUGAAUAUACGACUCCCUAUGCAACUCCUGGUGUUACCUGGGAUACGGAAGAGAAAUUAUUGGAAAAUUCUUUGGUAAAAUUAAAAACUACCAAUGAAGAGAAUAGCUGUUUAUUGGAUUCUUUAAAAACGGCUCUAUUAUGGUGGUCUUAUGGCAAUGGUACUUUGAGGGAGACAAAUUUAAGGGUCUUGACUAAACAACAACAAUUGGAUUUAUCUUAUCGUAAUAUUAGCAAAGAUGGAGAAUUAUUGCAGUUAAUGCGUUCAUCUAAUAAAGAUCUAGAAAGUUUAAAUGUGGUGGCAGCCUCUUUAGCUUAUAAUAAUUUAACUAAUGUACCCUACAAGUCCAUGGAAUUAAUGUCUAAUAGCUUAAAAUAUCUUAGUUUAAGGGGGAAUCCCUUUAUGGAUAUCAACUCGGAAAUAGAAGAUCGUAAUUUACAUUGUUUACUGCUAAAUGAGGAGGAUGACAAACAAAAUCGUAAAAUAUUUACCAAAUCGGAAGAGGGUAUAGCCUGGGCCACUUUUCCCUAUAUGCCUCAAUUGCUGGAAUUGGAUAUUAGUAAUUGUGAUAUAGAAUUUAUUAGUAAAAUGGCCUUUAAAAAUCUAACAAAUCUUAAAAAUCUUUAUAUGUCUUAUAAUAAAAUGUUAACCCUUAAAUCGGAUACAUUCCAUUACACGCCCCAUUUACAAGUAUUGGAUUUAUCGUUUACCAAUGUUUAUGACACUUUCAUGAAUCAGCUGGUGGCAUCUCCUACUCUAGAAUCGGUAAUGAAGUUGAUUUAUGGUCUUAAUAUACAACAAUAUACUUUUAAGUAUUUACCCAAUUUGGUAUAUCUGGAUCUAUCUCACACUAAAUUGACUAGAGGCAGUGCUAUAGCUUUUACACAUUUGGGUCCUAAUCUAAAGUAUUUAAGUUUGUGUUAUACCUCUUUUCCCGUCUUUGGCAAUGGCAUAUUUAAAAAUUCUUCCCUUAUAGGCCUGGAUUUAUCGGGUAAUACCCAUGCUGCCUUUAGCAUUACGGAAGAUGUAUUUGAGGAUUUAUCUAAAACUUUAUCUUAUUUAUAUUUUGAAAAGGCCAAUCUGAAAGAUCUUUCCUGGUUGAAACAUUUACACAAUUUACGUUUUUUAGCCUUGGCCGGUAAUAACAUCAACACGCUGACAUUUGAACACUUUCAAAAUCUGCCGCAGUUACAGGUUUUGGAUUUAACCUCUAAUCAAGUGGGCAAUUGGUAUAAUCAGGUUUUCGUCAACAAUACCAAUCUGCGUGUUUUGAGUCUAAAAGAUAAUAAUAUAAAUAUCAUUACUUCGGAAAUGUUAAAGGAUUUCAGCAACUUAAUUUACCUAAGUCUGGGCGAUAAUAACUUUAUCUGUGACUGCCUAUUAAGAGAUCUAGUAGAUAUAGCAGCUUUAAAUAAUAAACAAGCCACGUGUCAGGGAAAUAUUUGGCAGGAUCUGCAUAAUACCCUAAAUAUAAGCGGCAAUCAUUUACAGCUCAUUUUAGAACAUUCUAAACUAUUUCUCAAUACUAGUCUCCAGAAUCUGGAUGUUCAAUCGGUGGUAUGGUCACAAAGUUUAGAAAAACUUAGACAAUCUACACGUAAAUUAAGCAUGACUAACAAAUUUAAAAGUAGUCCUAAAAUGCGUUUUAUUCUCGAUGCCCUUAGAACAGUCAAUGUCUCGAAAAUUUGCCAUCAUUAUAACAAUACCUCCAACGGCUAUGAUGAACGGCUAAAUGGUACUUUAAAUAAAGUACAACUAUUAGACUAUGAGGAGGAUCACUAUUGGUGCUACAAUGAAACCGAGAAGCAAACUCUGAUUAGACUUAAUUGUCAGAGAGCUUCGUUGGUGGAUGAUAUAGUAGAAGAAUUGGAUUCCUUAACCACUUAUGUUAUAGCCAUUGUUGGCAGUUUAAUAGCCAUUACCAUCAUAUGUUUGCUGGUGUAUUGGAAACGUUGGCAUAUCUACUACUACUAUUCUUCGCUCAAAUCGGCCGCACUACUUUCAUCUGUCUCACAGGAAAAUAUUAAUAAAUUUCAAAAUUUAUGUGAUCAACAGCCUCAUAUGAUUUAUGACAUCUUUAUAUCCUAUUGUCAAAGUGAUCGUGAUUGGAUUGUGCAGGAACUUAUGCCUAAUGUCGAAGACUCUGGUGAUAUUUCUAUUUGUCUACAUGAACGCGACUUUCAAAUCGGUGUCACCAUACUCGAUAAUAUAGUCUCCUGCAUGGAACGUUCAAAAGCUCUAAUGCUUAUUAUCUCCUCCAACUUUUUACUCAGCCAUUGGUGUCAAUUUGAAAUGCAAUUAGCUCAACAUCGUAUAUUUGAUCUAAAUAAAGAUCAUUUGAUAUUAGUUUUUCUAGAGGAAAUACCACGCAGUAAAAGACCUAAAAAUCUACAAUAUUUAAUGGAUGUUAAGACCUAUAUUAAAUGGCCAGGUGGUAAGGGUAAACGUCAUAUACAACCGGAAGAGCGUAAAUUAUUUUGGAAACGUUUAAAACGCACUCUAAGUAAUAUUGGUUUGAAUGCUACCGAAUCUAGAGCGUAAAUGAAAGUAUUUAUUGUAAAAUGUAAAUAAUUGUACCUGAUUGAUGUAAAUAAUAGAAACAAAAAGAUACUGUCUAAAUUUAAUUAUAAUUGUAAAUAGUUUGUAAUUAUUAAUUUUAAUU
This is a messenger RNA of Lucilia cuprina (Australian sheep blowfly), 3600 nucleotides long. RefSeq names its product toll-like receptor 2 (gene Toll-9). Gene Ontology annotation, biological process: immune response; toll-like receptor signaling pathway; inflammatory response. Lineage: Eukaryota; Metazoa; Arthropoda; Insecta; Diptera; Calliphoridae. The transcript has a single exon. The record is from RefSeq and is a predicted model, not a curated record. Gene Ontology annotation, molecular function: transmembrane signaling receptor activity; protein binding. Gene Ontology annotation, cellular component: membrane. Bases 732 to 3479 code for a protein of 915 amino acids.